Rhinopithecus roxellana (golden snub-nosed monkey) is the source of this 1556-nucleotide messenger RNA. It is a transcript of the gene THAP3, whose product is annotated as THAP domain containing 3. Lineage: Eukaryota; Metazoa; Chordata; Mammalia; Primates; Cercopithecidae. The coding region runs from base 67 to 858 and encodes 263 amino acids. The record is from RefSeq and is a predicted model, not a curated record. The transcript has 4 exons.
GUCCCUCCCCUCCCCGCAGGCCCCGCCGCCGCCAUCUUUGUUGGGGGCAGCCGGGCCUGGCUCGAGAUGCCGAAGUCGUGCGCGGCCCGGCAGUGCUGCAACCGCUACAGCAGCCGCAGGAAGCAGCUCACCUUCCACCGGUUUCCGUUCAGCCGCCCGGAGCUGCUGAAGGAGUGGGUGCUGAACAUUGGCCGGGCCAACUUCCAGCCCAAGCAGCACACCGUCAUCUGCUCUGAGCACUUCCGGCCAGAGUGCUUCAGCGCCUUUGGAAACCGCAAGAACCUGAAGCACAACGCCGUGCCCACGGUGUUCGCCUUUCAGGACCCCACACAGCAGGUGAGGGAGAACACAGACCCUGCCAGUGAGAGAGGAAAUGCCAGCUCUUCUCAGAAAGAAAAGGUCCUCCCUGAGGUGGGGGCCGGAGAGGACAGCCCUGGGAGAAAGAUGGACACUGCGCUUGAAGAGCUUCAGUUGCCCCCAAAUGCCGAAGGCCCCCUAAAACAGGUAAGACUGAGUGCAAAGGUGGCCUGUGCUUGGACCCAGGAUGACUUGCUCCAAACAAAAUGGAAACCAGUGAACGCCCGCCAUGAGACCCGUGUGGCCGGGUGUGCAGCCUGCGUUUCAGAGCUCCCCAAAUUCUCCACCAUGGUAUGGGCACAUCUGGAUUUUGGGAGACCAGUCAGGAGCGUCCGGCCGCCUGGGGGUUGUGCUGGGUGCGUGUCUGGUGGCCUGCUUACCCUGGCCCGCCUUCCUGCUGGUGAUGCAGCUCUCAGCUCUCACUCCCCUGUCCUCAGGUCUCGCCAUGGAGGCCGCAAGCAACAGAGGCUGUUGGCCGGCCGGCCGGCCCUGCGGGCCUGAGAAGGCCCCCGUCCAAGCAGCCAUCUGAUCACAGCUAUGCCCUUUUGGACUUAGAUUCCCUGAAGAAAAAACUCUUCCUCACUCUGAAGGAAAAUGAAAAGCUCCGGAAGCGCUUGCAGGCCCAGAGGCUGGUGAUGCAAAGGAUGUCCAGCCGCCUCCGUGCCUGCAAAGGGCACAGGGGACUCCAGGCCAGACUUGGGCCGGAGCAGCAGAGCUGAGCCCCACAGGCUCCAGACGCAGAGGCGGCAGUGGCACCAGGGCCAGCAGGGCUUUGGCGCUCUGGCUGUGGACAUCUUUGUCUGCUGUAGACACUGAGAAAGUUGGUCGUGAGGCCUGCCAGGCGGGGGAUUGAGACAGUAGCCAAGCUCCCCAGCGAGAGCCCCGAUGCCGUCUGGGGGACGUUUAGAGGCAUGGCACCGAGUGCACGUCUAUGAGCAUGACGAGCUUAUCCUCCCACGGGAACGGCAGUCCAGGCCGAGGCUGAUUCUGGACGCUGUCCUUUCAGCACACGCAGAGCGAGGGUUGUUGGAAGCCCCAGUGUGGGAGAUGUUCCUCAGGGAGGAAGCCAUGUGACGGGCCCCGCUCUGUGGCCGAUGUGUGGUCCCCUCCUCCAUCAGCCUGGACAGCAGCUCAGGGUUCUAAGGCGUGACUCCUGUCCCGGCCUGGGGUGAGCGGGCAGUGUAAUAAAGUGUCUUUCU